This is a messenger RNA of Xenopus laevis (African clawed frog), 1650 nucleotides long. It is a transcript of the gene gal3st4.2.L, whose product is annotated as galactose-3-O-sulfotransferase 4, gene 2 L homeolog. NCBI's taxonomy places the organism in Eukaryota, Metazoa, Chordata, Amphibia, Anura, Pipidae. Bases 159 to 1334 code for a protein of 391 amino acids. The record is from RefSeq and is a predicted model, not a curated record. The transcript is spliced from 4 exons. Gene Ontology annotation, cellular component: membrane; Golgi membrane. Gene Ontology annotation, biological process: glycolipid biosynthetic process. Gene Ontology annotation, molecular function: galactosylceramide sulfotransferase activity; galactose 3-O-sulfotransferase activity; sulfotransferase activity.
CAGCAGAAAAGCCUAACACUUUAGAGGCUCUUUUCCUGCUGGAAUCUGGGUUAUCCUUAAAAACACAACGGAAUACGUGGAUCUAAUCAUUUUUCCACCCAGCCUCAGUUUUCCUGUCACACGUGGCAAACUUUCCACAGUUGCACUUCAAUAGAACCAUGAGGUUACUAUCUCUACAAAUCCUUGGGGUAAUAAUAUUACUAUUCACGGCUCUUGGUUUUAUCAUUCAGUUCCUGGCAACCCACUUCCAGAAAAUACCAAGUGAGACCUUUACUGUACAUCGCCAGCGUAACUCCCUCUCAACACUCUCAACACGAACUUGUUGGCCAAAAACUCACAUUAUGUUCCUGAAGACCCACAGGACUGCUGGAAGCCCCAUGCUAAAUAUGCUACAUCGCUAUGGGGACAGGAACUCACUCACGUUCGCUCUACCCCAGCAGUAUCAGUUCAACUACCCCAGCUUGUUCCAUGCUAGCAGGGUGAAAGGAUAUAAUGAGUUUAAAAAGACAAAGUAUGACAUCCUGUGCCACCACUUGCGCUUAAAUCUCCCAGAGGUCAGGAAGCUCAUGCCUGCAGACUCCUUCUACUUCACAAUUCUACGGGAUCCAGCCACCUUGGCUGAGUCUUCUUUUUAUUAUUAUCGCUUUGAGUCACCUGCCUUUAAGAAAGCCCCCGACUUUAAAGCAUUUUUAGCUCAGCCUGCCCUCUACUACAAACGAGGGGAGAAAGGAAACCAAUAUGCACGCAACUUGCAAUGGUUCGACCUGGGAUUUAACCCUGACACUCCAUUCAAGGAAUCUCUGGCCAAAGCAGGAGUCAGGGAGAUAGAGAGGGCUUUCCACCUGGUCCUUCUCUCUGAGUACUUUGAUGAAUCGAUGGUCCUGCUGAAGGAAGAACUUUGCUGGGAUCUUGAUGACGUGGUGACCUUUAAGCGGAAUAGCCGUGAGGCUUCCACACCACUGGAUAAAAGAGAGAAAGAGAUGUUACGAGCCUGGAAUUCCCUAGACCUGUAUCUUUAUGUCUACUUCAACCAUACGUUCUGGGAGAAAGUAGAGAAAUUUGGGAGAGAGCGGAUGGACAUUGAAGUUAGGGGGUUGAGAGAAAGAAGACAACAUCUAGCUGAGAUAUGUCUGGAGGGGGUGAAUCCCGUAAUAGUGGACCAGGACAAGAAGGAGGGCAUUAAGCCUUUUCACUUUAGGAAGGAGAAGACCAUGGAGUGGGUGGUUAAAAAGGAUCUUGAGCCCAACACUCGGGCACGGUGUGUUCAAAUGAUAACUCCAGAGCUGCAAUACAAGGACCUAUUGGACGCGAGGCAGUUUCCAGGAGGUGUCUGAAAUGUGUUUACUGGUAACACCAACCCAUAUAUAUAUAUAUAUACUGUAUAUAUAUGUAUAAACACAAAUAUAAAUAGAAGGAAUGUUCUCUGUGCCCAAUAAUCUAUAUCCUCAGGCUGUACUAUCUAUGGAAGAGAUCAAGAGGUUUCACUUUUUUCACUCUGGCCCUCUGGUGGUGGGUGAAAUCAAAUUAAUGUGAUCCUAUGGCCCUUAUGCAAUGAACAGACAAGAACUUUUGUACUGUGCUGCAGAAUAUGUUGGUGCUUUAUAAAUAACUGUUGACAAUAAUACAAGCAAAAACAAAAAAAGACAACUC